This is a messenger RNA of Alternaria rosae, 1982 nucleotides long. RefSeq lists its product as uncharacterized. The transcript has a single exon. Lineage: Eukaryota; Fungi; Ascomycota; Dothideomycetes; Pleosporales; Pleosporaceae. The record is from RefSeq and is a predicted model, not a curated record. Gene Ontology annotation, cellular component: mitochondrion. The coding region runs from base 462 to 1724 and encodes 420 amino acids.
CCGGUCGCUAGUUGACGCCAUCAAGUAGAUAGUUACGACAUCGCUUUCUUUCGGAAAAUGGCUUCGGCUAACUUGCUGUCUCGCAGCCGCGAUAGCCUACUGACCCAGGAGAUACAAACAGCAUGAGUCGUGAGUUGCUUGUUGAGUAGGCAUGCCCUGGCUGCAGAAAAUCAAGUUAUCAUGAUCGAUCCGACAAGUUUGGUAACUAAACCCUGCCCUUCAAUUAUCAGUUCCCCAGAAGCCUUCACGUCGUCAAGUACUCAGACUAUAGUAAGAGAGCAAGUGUUGUGUCCAGCCCACCAUACCCCGGAUCGUCAGUCGUGACCAGCUCUCCACGCUGGACCCUGCAUUUGAUUCAUCAUGCCAUGCAGCAAACACCCACAUGUCUCAGCCGAUGCUACCCAUCGUGAACUUGGGUGUGAGCAACGAACGAUGCAGGGCCCGAUGACGUGCACCAAUCAAUGCGCGUGAUACCCGUUCGGCGGCUCUUGCUCCGACGUCGGUGUUUGUUCGCCGGCGAACUUUCAGGUAAACUCCGAUAUCUUCGUCAGCGGCUGGUAUCAAAUCCCUCAACAACAACCAGCCCUGUGUUGACACUUACGACAUCUCUGUCGCCCUGGUAUUCAAACAGAGGGCGAACUACUAGAAGAGUCCUGAAGCGUGAAGCGCCCGCGAAAAGAGCACCGUCAAAACUUCAAACAUUCCAUGCAGCACACAAAGAGAGAGUUUAUCAGUCAUCGGAGGAAGCUGCAAUGGGGGAAGAACAAGCCAGCGGUGUGAGAACACCCUCACCCGCAGAACACAGAGACCAAACCACCGUACCAAAAGUCGCAACACCCUCAAUUGCGAUCCCCAAGCCCAACCUCCCGCUCCCCACGAUGCGCAAACCCACCACCUCGACCGAAACAUCCCACGAAUGGAACACAUCCAAACUGGGUCUGCGUAUCGGCGUCGACGCCCUCUCUGCCGGCUCCGCAGGCACACUCGUCGCACCCAUCAUAACCAUGAUCGACAAAGGAAUCAUCGAAAACGCCAGUGGGCGCAACAGCCUCGGCGCCAGCCUACGAAAAAGCGCAGUCGAACUCCUCGCGAAACCGCACCGCUUCCUCGCUAGCAAACCCUUCGUCUUGAUCUUCAGUCUAUACUUCGGUACCUACUUCACCGCCAACAGCAUCGACACAGCGUCCGCGACGGUAAAGCCGACACAAGGUUUACAAGAGCAAACGAGCGGGACAAGCAAGUUCCUCGCUACAAGCACAACGAAUCUAGCACUGUGUUUGUAUAAGGAUAACCAGUUUACCCGGCUCUUCGCUGCGCCAGGGAGUUCGCCUCGGCCUGUUCCUUUGCAUACAUUCGCCCUCUUCACCGUCCGCGAUUGUCUUACUAUUUUCGCUUCGUUCAACUUGCCGCCGCUGCUUGCGCCCAAGGUGGACGAGCGCAUGGGCACGGAGGUUAAGAAGUAUGUUGGUGCGCUGAGUGUAGCGCAGUUUGUUACGCCUGCUGCUGUGCAGCUUGUGAGCACGCCGUUGCAUUUGUUGGGCUUGGAUUUGUAUAAUAGGCCUGAGGCUAGAGUUGGUGGUGUGGAUGGCAGGGCGGGGAGGGUGCUGAGGGAUUGGGCGAAGAGUGCUGCGGCGAGGAUUUGUAGGAUUGUGCCGGCUUUUGGCGUGGGUGGUGUGGUCAAUACUAAGGUUAGGAAAAAUAUGAUGGGUAGGCUUGAGGGGUAGGGUCGUGGCUCAGGAUGGGUACCACUUGGAACAGCUCACAAUGUAAACGGGCAUUGGAUAAAAGAGAUGGAAGCAACUCGUCUCAAGCAUUAUGUGGCGUUAGGUUUUCGGGUUGGAAGACUCUCAUCUCAUCUUACAGCAACAGCAUGGCAUGGCGUUAUGGCAUAUCAGCAACGAAUCAAUGCAAAGAACAACUAGAGGAUUUCACGAAGUGUAGUUCUUCGUACACUCUACUCAUCCCACCAACCUUCUUCUGUA